UUAGCGUGUGUGUACCGCAUUGAGGAAGAGACCCAGCUGGGCGACCUCAAUCGCCUGACACGUCAACAUGUGACAGGAGCCAUCCCAUUGGACUCGUUUCUUUUCUGGAGUCUCUAUGUACUCACCUGGUCGAGGUCGGCGUCCUUGCAGACUAUCAGGGGACUCUUGCCGCCCAACUCUACACACACGAAGAAACACACGACACACGACACAUGAACGCUGCUGUUUUUCUGUUUGUUUGUUUGUUUGUUUGUUUGUGUGUGCACGUGGUGUACCCACCAGUGGUGACUUUUUUCAUUCCGCUUUGGGCCGCCGCCACGAGGAUCUUCUCGGCCGUCACACCGCUGCCAGUGAACGCAACCUGCACGGACACAGACAGAGAGAAAGCAUCCGUCCACUGCCUUUCGUGUGCCACCGACUGACCGACCUUGUCGAUCAUUUCGUGCCGCACAAUCAUGUCGCCGGUGGUGGGGCCGUAGCCGGACAAUAUGUUGAUGACGCCGGGCGGGAACCUGACACCAAACACAAUACCGUCGUCAAAUGGUGUGGGGGUUUGGGGGUGUGGCUGCGUACCCAGCCUCCUUGAUGAGGUGUCCCAUGAGCAGUCCGGUGAGGGGCGUCUUCUCGCUGGUCUUGAUGACCACAGUGCAGCCGGCAGCCACUGCAUAUAUGGCACACAUACAUCCACAAACAUCCGCAAAUUUGGAUCAACAAGGGUUCGUGGCUUUUAUCAGUGUGUGUUCUGUGUAUACUGGCGGGUCCGAUCUUCCAGCUGAACAUGGCCAGAGGGAAGUUCUGGCACACAGAUACACGCAGACAGGAAGAUGCACCCAGCGCAUCAGUGAGUGCGCGCCUCAGUGACCUACCCAGGGGAUGAUCUGACCGCACACGCCGACCGGCUCACGUCUGCACAUGACGUUACACAAAUAUGCCCACGCAGACAAGACGGGCGCAUGAAAGUGUGCACAUCCCUGUGGCUCACCUCUGGUAGCACAGCCAGUUGGCGGGCGUCUCGUUUAGGGAACUGAUGGGGAUGUGCUUGCCCUAAACACACACAGCCACACGCACACAAACCACACACACACACACGCAUUGUGACAUUCUCAGCUCCACGCCGUUCCCACCCACCUGUAUUUUGCCGUCGGCCCAUCCGGCGUAGUAGUGGUACACCUUGAUGCACAGGCGAAUGUCCACAUUCCUAUCACACACGCACACAGAGCCAAACACACACGUGUGUGUUGAUGUGUGUGUGAUGCUGGGCGGGUCGCUCACUUGGCGAUGUGUUUGGGUUUGCCGUUGUCGAGCGACUCGACCUCGGCCAACUGAACCAGACAGACCGACACACGUGUGUGUGUGUGUGUCCAUCCAUGUGUGUGUGCUGACCUGGUCGAUGUGCUUUUCCAUGAGGUCAGCGAGUUUGUGCAGACACUGAGCGCGAACGGGGCCGGUCGUCUCGCUCCACGACGGGAAUGCUGAAUGAAUGCAUUCCACACACACACACACACAUCCACACCCCUCCCAUGUGUAUGUGUGUCUGGUGCCUGCCCACCUUUGGCAGCGGCCUUGACGGCACGAUCAACGUCCAGCUUCCUUAACACACACACAGGGCAGAUCCACACACACUAAUAUGUGUGUGCCUUGCACUGUCUGAUAGAAACAAGCUCACCCGGCCUCCUGGAUCUUGGCGAUGACUUUGCCGUUGGUCGGGUCGACCGUAUCGAAGUGCGUCCCGUCAUGCUCGUCCACAAACUCACUACACACCCAGACACCCAGACAGACAGGCCUCUCCCGCCGACACGCAUCAUCAUUAUGUGUGUGUCUGUUGGCUGACUUGUCGAUGAAGAGUCUGGUCUCCAUGGGGAGGGCGCCGACGGGGUAGCCGCCCUCGGAGCCGUUCAGCUGCGCCACACACACAGACAUACACACACAGAUGAAUAUAUGUCUCUCUCACACCCUCAGAGAGGGCAAAAGACCGAUUCGUGCUGCGCCAAAUGGGCACAUUGGCAGCCUCCCUCUCUCCCUCACGCCCACAUGCAUCUUGUUUGUGUGCGGUUACGUCUUUGCCCAUCUUGGCGGCGGCGUGGCGCUGUUGUUUGACGCGGAUCUCUCUCUCCUGGGUGGUGCCUUCUCGGGUCUCGCAGCAGCGGAGGAACAUACACCGAUUUCCG
Molecule: messenger RNA, 2168 nt
Organism: Vitrella brassicaformis
Lineage: Eukaryota; Vitrellaceae
Source: the annotation of a GenBank genome assembly